CGCCACACCACCACACAACACAGCACACAUCAUAACAGUACCCUCAAGCGCUAGCUGCGCCGCUAGCUAGCCAAAGUCCGGCAGGAUCGGCUACCUUACCUUCCUGGCCUCCGGCAGCCUUCCUUCUUCCUUCCCAUGGAGAAUCCGUACACGACCUUCCUGAAGAACUACCAUCAGCAGACCCACCGCCGGCCCCGCUACUAUAAUUGCCCCGCCACGCCGACACCAUCGCCGGCGCCUCCUCCCCCGCUCUCCGCGUACUCGAGCCUCUUCUUCCCCCCUCCGCCCGGACCGCCUCCUGCCGCCCCUGCCCCGCCCUCGCCUCCGCUGCGGGAAGCGCUGCCCCUCCUCUCCCUCGCCCCCGCCGCCUCGUCGCACGUGUCGCGAGAGCGGCGGCCCGGCCCGGACUCCGACGACGACGAGGCCGAUGAAGACGAGGCACCCGGCCCCACGAGCAGCAGCAGCAAUCAGCGGCGCGAAGGAGCACGGCGGCUCUUCGCGGACCUGAACUCGAAGGCCGCAGACGACGACGAUGACCCGAUGGACGUGGAGCGCGGCGGCUCCAUGGCGGCCGAGGGGCCGAACGUGACGGUGGCGCUGCGGAUCGGCCUGCCGAGCGCCGCCGCUGCCGACCUGAUCUCUGGGAUCUCCUCCUCGGCUGCUGCUGCCACGGCGUCGUCGCGGGAUGAAGAGGAGGAGGAGGAGGACGGCGGCGGCGUGGCGGCGGCGCUAGGAUUCGCGUCGGCGGCGAUCGGGCGGCUGAACAAGGGGCAGUACUGGAUCCCGACGCCGACGCAAAUCCUCAUCGGCCCCACGCAGUUCUCCUGCCCCGUCUGCUUCAAAACCUUCAACCGAUACAACAACAUGCAGAUGCACAUGUGGGGGCACGGGUCGCAGUACCGGAAGGGCCCGGAGUCGCUGCGAGGAAUCCAGCCGACGGCGAUGCUGCGUCUUCCUUGCUACUGCUGCGCGCCGGGCUGCCGGAACAACGUGGACCACCCGCGGGCCAAGCCGCUCAAGGACUUCCGGACGCUGCAGACGCACUACAAGCGCAAGCACGGGCUCAAGCCUUUCCUCUGCCGCAGGUGCGGCAAGGCCUUCGCCGUCAAGGGCGACUGGCGCACCCACGAGAAGAACUGCGGCAAGCUCUGGUACUGCCUCUGCGGCUCCGAGUUCAAGCACAAGCGCUCCCUCAAGGACCACGCGCGGGCCUUCGGCCGCGGCCACGGCGCGAUCGGCGGGGGAGGGCUCGACGACGACGAUGACUGCGGCGCCGUCUCUGACGUCGACCACGACGACGGCGCCGGCGUCUGACCGGAUAUUCCUUGCAGCGGUAGCCAUGGAUACGUACCGGAUGCAUGCCGGCCGGCGGGUGUUGGAGCUGUGCAAUGCAUGCACUGGCACUGCACGUACGUCCCCAAAACAUUAUAUGCAUUGUGUAUACAAGCAUGAGUUGCUCUUGAAUUUGGUUAAUGCCGCUUCUGUGUACGUGUUCUCCCGGCCAUCCCGUAGUUCGAAUGCAUUGUAUUUGCUAGGGUGAUCUCAACCGGUCGAUCAUGGAAAUGCAUGCAUGUGUGGAGAAUUUAUAUAUUGACGCCCUAAUUCGCUAGUUA
Messenger RNA from Brachypodium distachyon (stiff brome), 1613 nucleotides. RefSeq names its product zinc finger protein WIP2. Gene Ontology annotation, molecular function: DNA-binding transcription factor activity. The record is from RefSeq and is a predicted model, not a curated record. Gene Ontology annotation, biological process: anatomical structure development; regulation of gene expression. Gene Ontology annotation, cellular component: nucleus. The transcript is spliced from 2 exons. NCBI's taxonomy places the organism in Eukaryota, Viridiplantae, Streptophyta, Magnoliopsida, Poales, Poaceae. Bases 136 to 1314 code for a protein of 392 amino acids.